AUGGGAAAGAGAGAAAAUACUGAAGACACACGUGGACAGUCAAAGAGAGCAAAGUGGUCAUGUCCACAAUGCGAUAAAACAUUUACACACAGAAAUACAUUGAAUCGACACCUCGGAGAACACGGUGACAAGAGAUGGAAAUGUAAUGUAUGUAACAAGGAGUUUGUAAGGAAAGAUCUUCUGACGAGGCAUAAAAAGUACCACGGCCAACCUAUUUAUACGUGUUGUGGAAAACCUUUCUAUAGGACUGACAAGUAUCGAGAACACGUCAAGUCGCAUAACAUCAUUGAGACUUGUGCCGGCAAUCGGGUUGAGAUCACCAAACCAAUGGAGAGAAACACAACCGACGCCUCGGAAGGGGAGGUAAUACCUACAGCUGGCAAAGAUAAGUCAACAGAUGAGGAAGACUGUUGGGAGGCAUUAGGAGGAGCUUUCAAGGUCAUGACUUUACCUGUUGAAGGAAUUGUGAAAUUUGAUCCAAUGUCCCUUUUGAAACAAAAAUACGAUGAUAUCAAGAGGAAAUUAGACAGGGCUGUCGUAGAGGGAGGCGUCAAAUGGUAUCUUUCUAUUCAAGUCCAGUUUUCGAAACCCAAAGGGGAGAAAGUGGAGCGCGUCACUCCUCAUUUCAGAGGGAAAUGUCAGAUCAGUCUCAAAUCCGAAGAUUUAGACGGGGCUAUGAAGGAAUCUAUCAAAAAGAUAUACUCUUCAUUUAUCGAGUAUCAGAGGCAGGGAAGUAACUGGACUCUCGACAAAGUUCUGAAAAUACAAAUACACUUGGCCCGCUACAAACCUCUGAAAGCCUCCAGUUACAUCCCUCUCCCGAACAAGCUAAGGACUAAACACGCCAUCAUCAACGUACAAAACAAGGACAAAAAAUGUUUCCUGUGGUCAGUGUUGGCGGCAUUACAUCCAACCAAGAAUCACCCAGAGCGUGUGAGCAAAUACAAACAGUUCGAGACUGAGCUUGAUUUCACAGGAAUUUCAUCUCCUGUGUCCAUGGCCGACAUUCCAAAAUUUGAGACACAGAAUCAAAUCAGUAUCAAUGUAUUGGGGUAUGAAAAAGGAAGUCUGUUUCCCGUUCACGUGACCAAAAAUCGCUACGAGAAACAUGUCGAUUUACUCAUGAUAUCUGACCAAAAAAAGUCACAUUACUGUUGGAUCAAAAAUGUGGAUCGGCUACUGAGCGACCAACACACGUGCAAAAACAAAUAUUUCCAUUGCAUUUAUUGCCUUCAGGGGUUUACUAAACAACGUAUUUUGAAUGAUCAUAUGCAUUACUGUCGCGAUCAUGGUACACAGAAAGUAGAUCUUCCGAAAGAGGAAGAUAAAUGGCUGUUCUACAAAGAUUUCAGGAAACAAAUGAAAGUCCCAUAUAUCAUAUACGCUGAUUUCGAAACGUUUCAAGUACCGAUAUCUGGUUGUUCCAAAGACCAAUGUACGUCCUACACCGAGAAAACGACACAUCACGUUCCCUCUAGCUUUGCGUACAAAGUAGUAGGCCUCACAAAGGAGACUUCUAAAACCCCUGUGGUCCAUAGAGGACAAGACGUCGCAGAUAAAUUUAUCGAAUGUAUGGUAAAGGAACAAGAAGAAAUCGAACAGCGCUUCAAACAUGUCGAGCGGUUGGUAAUGAGGGGCAAAGAUUGGCAAUUAUUCAAAAGAGCUACCAAAUGUCAUAUUUGUAAGAAAGACCUUGGGAAGGAAAGGGUACGCGACCAUUGCCACCAGACAGGACGAUUCAGGUCAGCCGCGCACAAGGAUUGUAAUAUUAAUUACAAAUAUACGGGACGAAUCCCCGUCGUCUUUCACAAUCUCAGAGGGUAUGCUUCCCAUCUGAUCAUGCAGGCCAUAGGUAAAAUCCAAAACAAGGAAAUCAAGUGCAUUCCCAACAACAUGGAGAAAUACAUCUCUUUUUCACUGGGAUGCAUGGAUUUCAUUGAUAGUUUCCAAUUUCUUCAAACUUCUCUGGAUAAACUGAUGAAAAAUUUAGCCAAAGAAGGAGCAGAAAAAUUCGAACACAUGAGCCAACGUUUUGGGACAGACAACCUCGAUCUAUUACUGCAGAAACAAGUCUACCCUUACGAUUAUAUUGAUGGACCUCACAGAUUCCAAGAAAGAGAACUGCCACCAAUUGAAGCAUUCCAUAGUAGCUUGUCGGGAGAGGGUAUUAAACAAGAGGCAUACGAGCAUGCGCUACGUGUAUGGGGAAGCUUCCAGAUUCAAGAUCUCGGUCAGUACUCCGAUCUGUAUGUUAUUUCAGAUGUCCUAGGCCUCGCUGAUGUUUUUGAAAAUUUCCGAAAUCUAUGUCUAGACUCAUACGGUCUAGAUGCGGCUCAUUUUUAUACAUCACCAGGUCUAGCCUGGCAAGCAGCACUCAAAAUGACUGAAGUCCAGCUGGAGCUCCUCACUGAUAUCGAUACACAUUUGUUUAUCGAAAAAGGUCUGAGAGGUGGCAUCUCAAUGAUAACCCAUCGGCAUGCGGAGGCGAACAACACACACGUCCCAGCUUAUGACCCCAACAAAGACACUGAAUAUAUUGCAUAUUUAGACGCAAACAAUCUGUAUGGAUGGGCUAUGUCACAACCCCUUCCAACUCAUGACUUUGGUUGGCUAAAAGAUCAAGAAAGAGAAAAAUUCGACGUGACAGGUAUUUCAGAUGAUUCACAAGUGGGUUACAUCCUAGAAGUAGAUCUAGAUUAUCCCUGUGAGCUCCACGAUCUGCACAAUGACUACCCAUUGGCCCCGGAGCGAAUACAAGUUACUGCAGACAUGCUAUCACCAUAUGCCUCCAAAUUACUAGAAGAUCUGGAAUUAAAAGGGACAUCGACUGGAAAACUUGUUCCUAAUUUGAACCCCAAAACGAAAUACGUUUUACAUUAUCGCAACCUCAAACAAUAUCUCUCGUUGGGUAUGAAAUUGACCAAAGUCCACCGAGUGCUCUCCUUCCAACAAUCACCGUGGCUCAAGACAUACAUCGAUUUCAAUACGGAGAGAAGAAAGAUGGCUAAGAAUGACUUCGAAAAGGACUUCUACAAACUUAUGAAUAACAGUGUGUUUGGGAAGACUAUGGAAAAUCUGAGGAAACGAGUGGAUGUGAAAUUAGUCAACAGCCAAAAGAAGGCACGGAAGCUAACCUGCAAGCCAUCUUUCCACGCAUUUAAAAUAUUUUCUGAAGAGCUUGUCGCAGUUCAUAUGCUGAAGCAGAAAUUGUACCUCAACCGACCUAUCUACGUAGGCUUCAGUAUUCUCGAUAUCUCUAAAACCCUCAUGUACGAUUUCCACUACAACUAUAUCAAGUCAAAGUAUGGAUCCAAGGCAACACUGCUCUUCACAGAUACGGACUCCCUGGCAUAUGUCUUACGCACGGACGACCUAUACGAGGACAUGUUGCAGGAUCUACACCGUUUUGAUACGUCAGAAUAUGACAAAGACCACCCACUUUACAGCCUGACGAACAAAAAGGUACUUGGAAAGAUGAAAGAUGAAACGCAUGGAAACGCCAUACAUGCCUUCAUUGGGUUAAAAUCAAAAAUGUACGCCUAUGUCUACGACACAACAUCAACGACCGAGGUGGAUGGAGAGCUUGUUAAAACUACAAGUCAUGUUGAGACUAAAAGAGCCAAAGGAAUAAAGAAAAGCGUUGUAAAGAAUCAAACACGCUAUCAGCAAUAUAAGGAAUGCUUAUUUGAUCGUAAGUUACACAUGUCAAACAUGACACAGAUAGGAAGUUAUGACCAUCAAUUGUACAAUAUUAACACGAACAAGAUUGGUUUGUCGCCGUUCGACGACAAACGAUAUCUACUCGACGAUGGGAUAACUAGUUAUGCAUAUGGCCACUGGAGGAUUUCGAAGUAG
Messenger RNA from Pecten maximus, 3855 nucleotides. RefSeq lists its product as uncharacterized. Lineage: Eukaryota; Metazoa; Mollusca; Bivalvia; Pectinida; Pectinidae. Bases 1 to 3855 code for a protein of 1284 amino acids. The record is from RefSeq and is a predicted model, not a curated record. The transcript has a single exon.